Messenger RNA from Fonsecaea erecta, 489 nucleotides. RefSeq lists its product as hypothetical. NCBI's taxonomy places the organism in Eukaryota, Fungi, Ascomycota, Eurotiomycetes, Chaetothyriales, Herpotrichiellaceae. The record is from RefSeq and is a predicted model, not a curated record. The transcript has a single exon. Bases 1 to 489 code for a protein of 162 amino acids.
AUGAGAACAUUAUCUCCGAGGCCGUCCCAAGCAUACAAACAGGACCGCGAGGCGAACCGACAACACGGCGCGCUCCUGGGCUGGUUGUCAGCGACCCUUGGCCUUGAUGACGACGAAGAGGACGACGCGCUCCUGGGCCGGUUGUCAGCGACACUUGGUCCUGAUGACGACGAAGAGGACGAUGCUGCGCGGACGGAGAUGGUAUUCAAGACUCAGACUGUUACAGAACCCUCGCUCCAUCUAGGCUGGGUCCUCUGGCUCCAGAAGACAGCUGGAACGGGCUCGGAUGCAUUUGUCACAAUCGAUCCUACCGAGCCCUGCCCGCGGCGCGUGGUUCGAUUGCAAUAUCUCGUCUGGACAAAAUGUGAACUCAAGCGUCAAGAGCUCGUGAGACCUACAGCAAACUGGGUUGCGUUGCCUCCAGCAUGGCAGAAUACCUCGGGCGGAUUGAGGACCCAACCGAGAAGGAGCUUGAGCAGGAGCGCUUGA